UAAUAGAGUACCAUCACAUGAUCAAGGAGCCAAAGCUGAAAGUAUGAAAUGAAAUGGUGAUCUCAUUUAUAUUACUAGCAAUACAGCUCUUGGGAUAUCAAGUUCUUUGUUGUUUGGAGACGUUUCCAGAACAAAUUAAGACCAAUACAGUUUGUACAAACCAAACAAGUACAUGUACUGAGUCAUGUGUACACAAUCAGCUGUACUACGAUGGGAAUUCUACAAAGACAUACAAAUGUAUUGAUGAAGAUAUUUGGUCUCCCCCAGUUCCAGGAAACGGUUGUCUAGAUCGAACACCUGCCACAUUCUGGAUGAGGUUUGAUGUAGAGUACAAAACUACUGAAAUAGCCUUGUACUGCCUGGAUGCUCAUCGGAAAGCCUUGGAGGACAACCGUAAUAUCUUACAGCAACAAGUUUCAUUUUAUUGCAACAAUGUAUUAGUCCGUGUAGGGGAUAUCUCUAUCAACAGGACCGAGUCACGAACAAGUAGUUUCGCUAUAACAACAGUAUUUUACAUAGAGAUUGGAGAUACUUUAACAACAGAAUCAAACAAAGAUGCAUGUUCCCUGCUUUUACAGUUGAACGUUAAUUCUCAGAAUCUGUUGGUUUAUAGUGACACCCUGGUGUGCAGCACUGGUAUAUCCAGUAUUAACAAAAUCUCAGCCAGUGUGAACUCCGAUAUCAGCAGCUGUCCAGAACUACAUGUACUUGUAGUUGACAGCAAUGGAGACGAUUAUUGUGUCAUUGAUUUACCUGUACUUGGAGUUGAAUCCUUUACUUAUACUGCAAAUAUCAGCCAGGAUGUUACUCUAUAUUGUGAGCUGCUGUUCGGAAUCCAAGUUACCGGUCUGUAUUGGCAGCAAGACAAUCAAAACUUAACAGCUGCAUCGUUCAGUGAUAAAUACAGUAGUGUUACGAAGGAAAUUGCUAGUUUAACCAUUCGGAAUGUUACCUAUGCUGAUGCUGGGAUUUAUUCUUGUCAUGCUGUAAACUAUGUUGGAACUGGUAGCAGUCCAGAUAUACAAUUAAAUGUGAUAGCAAGAGUAGAAGAUAUUCCUGAUGUGCAUAUUCCUGAACCUAACUAUUAUGUGACUGCUGGAAAUAAUGUCACACUCAACUGCUCUGUGUCUGCUUUCCCAUCUGUACAUGAGGUGGUAUGGACAAGAAAUGUUUCUGAAAUGCUUGAACUUAUUUCUUCCGAUGACGUAAAAUUCCAGGGAAGUACUACAACAUCACCUUCACUGACUAUUAUGUUUGCUGAUAUAUCAGCUGACGGAAUAUACAUUUGUACGGCUACUAAUGCUGCGGGAACUGGCAGGAGUUCACCUACAAUGCUGCAUGUUUUAGGAGAUAAACCAACUGUUCAGAUCCCAGAGUUAAUAUAUACACCAAUACUAGGUAAUAAUGUUACCAUCAAAUGUAACUACAGUUCCGAUCCGCCAGCGACAAGUGUACAGUGGAAAUACAAUGAUUCAGGAAAUUUUAUUAACAUCAACUUAGAUGAGGAUCAAUAUUCUGGAAGUACAACACUAGAACCAUCACUAUCGAUCUUUAAUAUAAGUUUUGAUGACACUGGAGAAUACAUAUGUACCGUUGUUAAUUAUCUUGGAACAGGGAACAGUUAUCCUGUCACCGUGCUUGUUGUUGGAGAUCCACCGACAGUUGACGCUCUACCACACUUGUAUUCAACUAUACUUGGAACUAAUCUAACAAUGCUUUGUAACGUUAGUGGAAUACCUGCGCCACAGUCUGUUUCUUGGCUGCGCAAUGAAUCUUCAAGACUGACGUAUAUUCAGUCUAAUAGCGGAAAGUAUGGCGGAGGAAUCCUCACUUCGCCUUCGCUCACAAUAUAUAACGUUGAGGACACAGAUGAAGGCUGGUAUACAUGUUUGGGUACAAACCUGGCGGGUAGUAAUUACAGCGAACCUGUAUACCUCAAUGUUUCAGGAGAUGAGCCACAUGUACGGAUAGGUUCACACGAAUAUACUGUGAUUUAUGGUAGCAAUGCCACAAUGGAGUGUUUUAUCUCAUCUCAUCCAAUCGUCAUGUCAGUCCUUUGGCAACAACAUAACACGACUGGGUCCCUGGCCGAUGUUGAUACUGAUGAACAAAGUGUAAGGGGUGGAACCGUAUUGCAGCCAUCUUUAACUUUAACACGUGUUAAUUUUACACAUCGAGGGUUGUAUCGGUGUACUGCAACGAACCAAGUCGGGACUGGAUUUAGCAACUUUACAAAUUUAAUAGUCAUAGGAGAUAUUCCAAACAUUCAUGUGCUGAAGUCUUUAUACGACGUAAUAGUCACAAGUAAUAUAACACUUGCAUGUAAUGUUAGCGCAACACCAAAUGUCACAAAUAUCACGUGGCAGAAAGUUUCAACCAAUGAAACAACCGAUAUUGAAAUUGAUAAUGUGAAAUACGGUGGUGGAACUGUUAAUGAACCUUCACUAACCAUUUGGCAUUUAGAAAAUGACGAUGAAGGCUGGUACACUUGUACUGCAGAAAAUUUAGUUGGUAUUGGAACUAGUGAUCAGAUUUAUAUUAAUAUUACCGGAGACAUACCGAUGAUAACUAUACCACAGAACUCAUACGACGUUAUUCUUGGAGAGAAUGUGACAAUUGCCUGUGAGAUAAGCUCACAUCCACCACCAACAAAGGUUUCUUGGCAAUAUAAAGUAGCAGGAGAUUUUACACCAAUAACCAUCGACGAUGUUAGAUUCAGUGGUAGUAGUGUAGCCAACCCAUCUUUAACAAUUAGCUUUGUUACAUUUGAAGAUGACGGAGUGUACAUAUGUGUUGUUGAUAACUUUGUUGGUGAGGGUAAAAGCAAUUUGACAAUCCUCUCCGUAAUUGGAGAUCCGCCUGCUGUAUCUGUGAGUUCAACACUAUAUGACGUAGUCGAAGACGACAAUGUUACAUUACAAUGUAAUACUUCUGGUAUCCCGGAUGUUCAAUCCGUAUCUUGGCAUUUAAACCUUACAGCAACUAAUCAUAUUCAGAACAUGAUAAGAUACCAAACUGCAUUAGAACCGUCUUUAACAAUUUUAAGCGCAGCAUUGAAUGAUGAAGGCUUGUAUACAUGCACUGCAACAAACUUAGCUGGGACAACUCGGGGAGUACCAAUACAAUUAAAUGUUGAUGAAAAAUGUACGAAGUAUGUUCCAGAUGUUAGUCAUUCUGUUAUAGAUUGCACGUUUACCAAUAAUACCGGUACUUGUGAAAUCAAGUGUAACAGUGGCUUUAUGUUCAGAGAUGGUAGUGCCAGCAAAAUAUAUAAAUGCACAGGACGAAGCCAAUGGGUACCACCUCUUCCUAUGCCAACAUGUUUAGAAACAGCUCCAUCUACUUACACUCUUGUAGUAAACAUUAAAUACAGAUCAACUGGUAUUGCAUUAUUCUGCAAGACGGCACACAACCAAGCCAUUAUUAAUAACUAUGAUACUAUCAUUCAGCAGAUUUCAGUAUAUUGUAAUAAUGAGUUUGUAACAGUUGGACCAAUAGCAAUUAACAGCACCAAUUCAACGACGUCUAGUUUUGAUAUCACAACAACAUAUUUCAUUGUUGUCGGCGACUCGUCAACACCCAAGACAACAACUGAUGCAUGUGGACUGUUGAUAGAUAACAAUAUAAAGAAAAGUGACUUCUUCGUCUACGGUAGUAGCUUACAAUGUGACAAAGAAGAAUCUACCGUCACAAAAACAGACGGAAUUGUAGUUAGCAAAGAGUCAAUAUGUCCUGUUGGCUUUUCACUCAUUGAUGGAACAAAUAUAUGCAUAUCCGAAAUUCCACAAGUAGGUAGCACUGAUUCACAGUAUACAACUGAAGUUGGAAGCAACGUGACAUUGUACUGUGAUAUAAAAUCUAAUCUUCCUGUUAUAUCAAUCCACUGGCUGUUUACUCCAUAUGGUAAAACCGAUCAAGUAGCCAUUCGGACAAAUGACAGUCGGUAUACAGGAGGUACUACGCAGGAAGCGUCAUUGACCAUCAAAUAUGUUACUUUUGAUGACAUCGGAAUGUACAAAUGUUCCGCCAUAAAUGACGUCGGAGUUGGUAGUGGACCAAACAUGAUGUUAUCCGUCGUCACAACAGUUCAAGAUUUACCUAUUGUAGAAAUAUCGAAAAGCUCAUACGCUGUUAUACUUGGUAAUAAUGUGACAUUAGAGUGUAGCAUUACGUCAGACUUUCUAGUAUCGAAUGUUAAAUGGCAGAAAAAAAUUGGAAACCCAUUUGUAGAUAUAAUCAUUGAUAAUGAAAUUUACCAUGGUAGUACAGUAGGUAAUGCGAAUUUAGUUUUAACUGGUGCCCGGUUUAGUGAUAGCGGUGAAUAUAUAUGCACAGCAACAAGCUUCGCUGGAAGAGGGAAUAGUAACAUUUCAACCCUAUCUGUGAUAGGAGUACAGUUUGGUAGUAGUAUUGUGUUACAAUGUAUGAUAUCUGGUGCUCCAACAGUCACAGAAGUGAUAUGGUACCGUAACGAUAGUGGAAAUCUAAAACCGAUUGAUCCGAUGACUCCAGAUUUCAGUGGGUCGUUACCUAAUAUUCCUUCGCUUACCAUAAUAGUGGCACAAAGUAAGGAUGAAGGGUGGUACACAUGUACUGGUACUAAUCUGGCUGGAACAGCGUCUAGUGCUCCUGUUUAUCUAAAUGUAACAGCAAGUAAGUUUGUAAACCUUUAA
This is a messenger RNA of Mytilus trossulus (common blue mussel), 4673 nucleotides long. Its product is annotated as hemicentin-1-like. Gene Ontology annotation, molecular function: cell-cell adhesion mediator activity. The transcript is spliced from 18 exons. Gene Ontology annotation, biological process: axon guidance; homophilic cell-cell adhesion; dendrite self-avoidance. NCBI's taxonomy places the organism in Eukaryota, Metazoa, Mollusca, Bivalvia, Mytilida, Mytilidae. The coding region runs from base 54 to 4673 and encodes 1539 amino acids. The record is from RefSeq and is a predicted model, not a curated record. Gene Ontology annotation, cellular component: plasma membrane; axon.